This is a messenger RNA of Belonocnema kinseyi, 1797 nucleotides long. Its product is annotated as facilitated trehalose transporter Tret1-like. The record is from RefSeq and is a predicted model, not a curated record. Gene Ontology annotation, biological process: transmembrane transport. The coding region runs from base 114 to 1622 and encodes 502 amino acids. Gene Ontology annotation, molecular function: transmembrane transporter activity. Gene Ontology annotation, cellular component: membrane. The transcript is spliced from 2 exons. NCBI's taxonomy places the organism in Eukaryota, Metazoa, Arthropoda, Insecta, Hymenoptera, Cynipidae.
GCACGUGCUUUUUUUAAUCUGUUCUGAAAAAUGUUUCCAGAAUUAGUUUAUAUUUGGAAAUUUAACAUUUAUGAUUUUUUAACGUUUAAGUGAAAUAAAAUUCCGAUUAGAAAAUGAAGAUCACAAAUUGGAUUUUUCGAAUUAAUAGCUACAAUAUUAAUGAAGAAUUGAAAAUAAGUGAACAAGAAAACGAUUUAAAGCGAGUCAAGGAUGAAGGAAGUCGAUUUCUGCAGUACACUGCUGGCAUUUGUGCAUGUAUAUCGAUGGCAGCUUGGGGAUCCUUCAUAGCCUGGCCAUCACCAGCUAUACCCCACUUGACCAGCAACAGUUCAGCAUUUCCAGUAACUAAAGAACAAGGAAGUUUGAUAAUAUCACUAUACAACCUCGGGGACCUUUUUGGAGGAUUGAUAAAUCCAUUAUUUAUUGAUCGCAUAGGCCGGAAGUAUACCUUAUUACUUUUUUCCCUACCAGGAUUGGUUGGCUGGAUCUUAAUCAUCUUCGCAAAUAACUGCGUAUACCUCUACAUUGCGAGAUUUAUUGCCGGAGUAGGCCAGGGCAGUACUUUUAAUUCCCUGGUGAUUUAUCUGACUGAGAUUUCGGAAAAGAGCAUCAGAGGUAUUCUAAUUAACAUGAUGCACAUGUCAAUGAUAACUGGUAUUUUCGUCUUUACAAUAGUUGCAACCUACACAUCUUACAAUGUUUUGAACUUUGCAUCCGCGACAUUACCAAUACUUUUUCUUCUCAUGUUUCCCUUCUUACCAGAAACACCUUAUUAUUACCUAAUGAAAGGUCGAAAUGAAGAUUCAAUGAAAUGUUUGAUGAAGUUGAGAGGAAUUUGUGACCCAAAUCAAUUGACUUCAGAAAUCGAUGAAAUGAGAUUGGCUAUAGAAGAAGAGAAAAAACUGAAAACGUCCAAUUUCAGGGAGUUGAUAAACAAAAGCCAUAACCGUAGAGGGUUGUUGAUCAUAUUUUUCCUAAAGAUGACACAACUGUUAUCAGGAAUAGUAGCAAUCUUGGCAUAUGCUCAGGAGAUUUUCGCCAAAAGUAAUCUCUCUAUAAAUCCAGGAGUUCAAGUAAUAAUUGUUAAUGGAAUUUCGUUACUGGCAUGUUUUGCAACCCACGUAAUUAUAGAAAGGUUUAAUAGAAGAACACUAUUUUUGUCUACUGGACUGUUAGCCUCUCUUUGCUUAGGCAGCGUUAGUCUUUUUUUCUUUAUGGAAUUGUACCUUGAGGCUGAUGUCUCAUCUAUCAGUUUUGUGCCACUUGUAGCUUUGGUUUGUUUUCAAAUAGUGUAUCAGUUUGGACUAGGUACGGUUCCCUAUAUAGUUCAGGGCGAACUUUUUCCUAUGAAUGUGAAAGGAAGCGCAGUCGCCUGUGGGAUGGUUAUGGGAUCAUGCUUCGCCUUUGCGACUACAGCAGGUUACAGUGUUUUAAGCAACGCUGCUGGUAUCUACACGACUUUUUUCUUUUUUGCAACAACAGCACUUUUGGGAUCUGUGAUCACAUUUUGGAUUAUGCCGGAAACUAAAGGAAGGUCCCUGGAGGAAAUUCAGGCAAUGCAGAAUCCAAAACUGAAGGAGAAACUAGACUCAGAACGUAAGAUUAACAAAUCUGUGAAUUAAUAAAUCUCAUUCUGCAAUUGUUGACUUCUAGAUGCUAUGUUUAUAGGGUUGAGGCGUUGGUUUUUGUAUAAUAAUUAAAUGCAAUAAAUUUAUCUGAUGAAAUAUUUAUUUGUGAAUAAAACGUAUCAUUAUUGCGCAGCAAUAGCUUGUGUUAAUAAACAAAAUAAUUUGGAAC